UAAAGUUGCUUAUAGGGCACUUUCAAGGCUUCAAAAACUCCCAGUAACCCAAUCGAGUCCCAGAAAACACCACUCUCCCUCUCUCUCUCUCUCUCUCUCUCUCUCUCUAUAAACCACCUUAUUGCAAGAAAUAAUGUUCAAGAUUGGAUCAAGCAGAAACAUCUCCAUUUCAGGAGCUUCACUUGGUCCAAGCUUCAAAAGGCAAUUUUCUAUCCAUAUAGGCAGCAAACUAGAAGGCAAAGUAGCACUAAUCACUGGAGCAGCAAGUGGCAUUGGAAAGGAAACUGCAGCCAAAUUCAUCAACAACGGUGCCAAAGUCGUGAUAGCCGAUGUCCAACAGCAAUUUGGCCAAGACACAGCCACAGAACUCGGACCGAAUGCUACCUUCAGGGCCUGUGAUGUCACAAAAGAAUCGGAUGUCUGUAAUGCAGUUGAUUACACAGUCUCUAAACACGGUCGACUUGACAUCAUGUACAACAAUGCUGGGAUUGCAUGCUACACUCCUCCCAGCAUAGUUGAUCUUGAUCUGGCAGCAUUUGACCGGGUCAUGGCGAUCAAUGUCCGAGGUGUCAUGGCAGGUAUCAAGCAUGCAUCGCGCGUGAUGAUCCCGCGUAGAACUGGCUCCAUUCUAUGCACUGCAAGUGUCACAGGAAUAAUGGGAGGGCUAGCACAGCAUACAUAUUCAGUAUCCAAGUCUAGUGUGAUAGGAAUUGUGAAAUCUGUAUCGGCGGAGUUGUGCAAGCAUGGAAUUCGGAUCAACUGCAUAUCACCUUUCGCCAUUCCAACUCCGUUUGUCAUGGGAGAAAUUACUCAGUUCUUUCCGGGGGUUAAUGCUCAACGGCUCAUUGAUAUGAUACACAACGCAGGCGUGUUAGAGGGAGCAUAUUGUGAACCUAGUGACAUAGCAAAUGCUGCGCUUUAUCUAGCAUCUGAUGAUGCCAAGUAUGUUAGUGGGCACAAUCUGGUGGUUGACGGUGGUUUCACGUCAAUGAAGAGUUUGAAGUUGCCUGAACCAGAUCAGAUCCAUCAACCGAAAAUGUGAGAUAGAGCUGUUUUAAACAUUUAAGGUCAAGAAGAUGUUAGGUUGUUAAGACGAAAACAUGCAGACUCCGAGGCUAAAAUCUGCAUUCCUGUUGCAAAGUCCGUGCCUUGAGAUCACAAUUUCACAAUUUGGCAACUACAAGAGGGUAUUUAUGAAUCUUAUGUUGCCAAAAGGAGACAAUUUAGAAGCUGAAAGUGAUCUCCCAUUGAAUUUAGAUAGAUACAUGACAUCAUCCCAAUCACAUUCAUUUCUCUCUUCCAUUGUAUGCUUCUGAAUAAAGCUGUUUCAAGCAGAGGAUCUUGAGAUCACUUCAUUAGAAAUUGAAAAGUCAUUAUUAAGAGUUGCUAUCAAAUGUAAACCUAAUCUGAAUUUCAACUUGCAAAAGGAGUCAAAUUUGUGGUUCAGGAAGUA
Cornus florida is the source of this 1453-nucleotide messenger RNA. Its product is annotated as secoisolariciresinol dehydrogenase-like. Bases 134 to 1042 code for a protein of 302 amino acids. Gene Ontology annotation, molecular function: oxidoreductase activity. The record is from RefSeq and is a predicted model, not a curated record. NCBI's taxonomy places the organism in Eukaryota, Viridiplantae, Streptophyta, Magnoliopsida, Cornales, Cornaceae. The transcript is spliced from 3 exons.